This is a messenger RNA of Limulus polyphemus (Atlantic horseshoe crab), 1638 nucleotides long. Its product is annotated as hydroxyproline dehydrogenase-like. Lineage: Eukaryota; Metazoa; Arthropoda; Merostomata; Xiphosura; Limulidae. The transcript is spliced from 8 exons. Gene Ontology annotation, cellular component: mitochondrion. Gene Ontology annotation, molecular function: FAD binding; proline dehydrogenase activity. The record is from RefSeq and is a predicted model, not a curated record. Bases 50 to 1003 code for a protein of 317 amino acids.
CACCUAUCAACAUAACUACCAACGUGUCUUGGAAUGUUUAGAUAUAUCAAUGUCAUUGAAUACAUCCAAACCAAUGCUUCAACUGAAGUUAACAGCCUUACUGUCUACCGAUCUACUGGUUAAUAUCGGAAAUUUGUUUGCUGGCUCCAGAGACCAAGUCAGACUGGUGGAGGAUAUUUCCAGGUGUUUACAAGGAACCUGCUCCGAGGUUCUGGAAUUUAAGAUUUUAAAUCCAGAAGCUCGACUAGAACUGCAAGUGUUGAUGGAAAGACUGAGACAAAUAGGACAAACGGCGAGAGACAAAGGAGUCAGAAUAUUGGUAGAUGCAGAACACACCUAUGAAAAUCUGGGCCUCAGUUUGUUAACUCUAGCUAUGAUGGCUGCUUACAAUAGUACAACUUCCAUAGUGUGGAACACAUACCAAUGUUACCUGAAGAAGACAAUGGACAAUGUUAAGAAUGAAAUGUCAAUAGCACGGAGGCUGAAUGUUUACUUUGGAAUUAAGUUAGUUCGUGGAGCUUAUGUCUCUCAAGAAAGGGAUGAAGCUAAGCGCAUAGGAUUACCCGAUCCCGUUUGUGAAAAUUACAAAACAACAAAUGAUAACUAUAAUAGAGUUCUGAGUUUCUUGCUAGAUACAGCAAGCAGGCCAGGAGCAAAAAUAAACAUAAUGGUCGCCACACAUAAUGAGGAGAGCACCAAAUUAGCUGUGACAAGCAGGAUAAGAGAAUAUAAACUAGAUCGUCUUCAGGAUACUGUAGUCACGUUUGGUCAUCUACUGGGCAUGUGCGACCACAUUUCUGUAAUUCUAGCCCAAGCUGGAUACCAAGUAUACAAGGCACUACCUUAUGGUCCAGUAGAAAUGGUAAUGCCCUAUCUUGCUCGUAGAGCCGCUGAGAACAAGACUGGACUAAUGGGAGCUCGGAGAGAACAGCAGCUGUUGUGGGAAGAACUUAAGAGAAGACUGUGGAGGCAAUGCUCGUGUUGUGCAUGUUUCCCUUAUUAAAAAAUUCUGAGAACGUGCCUUUAUCUUCCAGUAUUAUGUUACAAAGUAAAGCUCUUGUGAAAUAUCAUCAUUUAUAAAUUUUAAUAAUCAAGUGUUAUUAUUUGAAUAGCUGUAUAAUAAAAACAAUGGCACCAUUUCAGAAUUUUUUCGGGGGGGGGGGACAAAACUGAAUCCUAAUUUCUACAAAAUACACGAACUGUUAAUGAAGUGGCACGUUUUGGAGUUUACACUUUAACUGUAAUAACUACGUAAGAGCCAGAGGGUUAUGAGGAACGAUUUGGUUUGGUUGUUGAGCUAUCUGUGAUGUGUCCACCACGGCUAUAGAAACCAAAUGUUUAGCGUCAUAAGCCUACAGACUUACUACCGAGUUACUGGAGUAACUAAAAAUAUUUUAAAACAUGUUUAUUGUUUUAUCCGUAAACAAAACUUUAAUUUUCAUGUUACAAGUUCUUUGUUUAAUCUAAAUGAGAACAGUCUGUUCCUGUUUAUAUUAAUUUGAAACAUCAUAUGGCGAAACGGAAACUAAUCUUGCAGGUAUAAUAAAUAAGAAGCACCUAGGCAACAUUUAUAAAGAAAUCGAUAACCAAACGUUUCGGAAUGUAUAAGUGAUCUUUAAAAUUAUAUAUAUAUAUAUA